AUGAGCGAUCAAGAAUAUCUCGACGCAAGUAUUAUAACGACGGAACAAGAUAAAAUGGAGGACGCAACUACCCCCCAACAAAAUUAUACGUUACCAGCACCUGAAACAUUUCGAGUUGGCGUGAGAAUACCCCCGUUUUGGCCUGAAAAACCCUCAAUAUGGUUUUCACAAAUCGAAGGUCAGUUUGCGAUGGCGAGAAUUACCGACGACAACACGAAAUAUUACUACGUACUUUCGCACCUCGAUCGACAAUUCGCUGUCGAAGUUGAAGACAUCAUUACUUCACCACCGAGUAGCGGAAAAUACGAAAAGAUAAAAUCUGAGUUAAUCAAGAGGCUAUCUACGUCCAGCGAAAGGAAAGUGAAGCAACUUUUGCAAUCGGAAGAGCUUGGUGAUCGCAAGCCCUCGCAGUUCCUGCGACAUCUGCAGCAUUUGGCCGGCCCUAACAUACCGGAAGACUUUCUUCGCACAAUUUGGACGAGCCGAUUACCAAACAACCUGCAGACAGUGAUUGCAUCACAAAUGAGCCUGUCUCUCAACGAACUGGCAGACCUAGCUGACAGAGUGCAUGACAUCGCGCCAUCAUCACCGCAGGUAGCAGCCACCAGCGCUACGAGUACGCAGUCCGCAUUAGAAAUGAUGGCACGAAGCAUAGCGGAACUAACAAAGCAGGUCAGCUCUUUAAGUGCAGAUGUUCACGGCCGUUCCCGCCCUCGUAACCGGCAGUCAAACCAGCAGUCAAACCAGCAGAAUCGACAGCGGACUCCAUCAACGCGUUCCCAGUCCAACUAUAGAAAGUUCCCACAAUGUUGGUAUCACUUCAAGUUCGGCAGUCAAGCUAAGAAGUGCGUGAAGCCAUGCGACUACAAAUCGGGAAACGCUCAGGGCAAUCUGUAA
Messenger RNA from Ostrinia nubilalis (European corn borer), 897 nucleotides. RefSeq lists its product as uncharacterized. The transcript has a single exon. The coding region runs from base 1 to 897 and encodes 298 amino acids. The record is from RefSeq and is a predicted model, not a curated record. NCBI's taxonomy places the organism in Eukaryota, Metazoa, Arthropoda, Insecta, Lepidoptera, Crambidae.